This is a messenger RNA of Helobdella robusta, 348 nucleotides long. RefSeq lists its product as hypothetical. The record is from RefSeq and is a predicted model, not a curated record. The transcript is spliced from 3 exons. Bases 1 to 348 code for a protein of 115 amino acids. Lineage: Eukaryota; Metazoa; Annelida; Clitellata; Rhynchobdellida; Glossiphoniidae.
AUGAACAACAGAAGCAUCAACAACACUGAAAAUAACACAUCCGACGACCUAAAUGAUAUCAACAAGCGAAUUCUAAGCUGCUACAAAAUUCAAAAUGGUGAUUACGACUUAGAAAUAAAACGCCAUCUCAUUGCAUUACAGAAGGUGGGAGGAGGUGGCGGAUCUAGGGGAGCCGGUGCCCCCGUUGUCAGCAGCUUUUUUAAUAAAAACCAGAAAAAGGGGCUGUUUUAUGUGAACAUGGUAAGCGAAACAAAGCGAUACUAUGUGAACAAACAACAUCACAUUAAAAAUUCCUUCCAUAGGCCGAAAACUCCGUUUUAUCAUUCCAAUGCAAUCUGCUACCGUUAA